Molecule: messenger RNA, 831 nt
Organism: Cutaneotrichosporon cavernicola
Lineage: Eukaryota; Fungi; Basidiomycota; Tremellomycetes; Trichosporonales; Trichosporonaceae
Exons: 2
Coding region: 1-831 (276 amino acids)
Source: RefSeq, a predicted model, not a curated record
AUGAGCGACUCCAAGAACGUCCUCCAGACUGUCGUCGACAGUCAGGUCCAAUUCCUUACGAAAGGGGCCCAUCGUGCCCCGUUGCAGAACUACCCCUCCGACGCGGGACUCGAGUACGAGAAGGUGUGGUUCCCGGCUGUUGGCGGUGUCAUGCUUGAAGGGUGGUGGAUCCCGCGCCCCAGUGCCACACGCGUGAUCCUCUGUAACCAUCCAAUGACGUUCAACAAGGGUGGCUACCCAGGCUCGAAGCCCGGCUUUGACGCUUUUGGCCUCAUCGACGUCAACUUUAUCCCGGACUAUGCGGACCUCCACAAGGCAGGGUACGCGGUCCUGGCGUACGAACGGCGCACCCACGGCCUCUCGUACAGCAACUGGGGCGAGACGUCCACCGUGGGUGCCCACGAGAGUCGUGACGUCGCCGGCGCGAUGCGCUUCCUCUCAACGUGGGGCCCGACGCGUGACUUGGAAGUCGCCCUCGAUCUUCGCUGCAUGGGUGCCAAAUCGGGCAUCGCGGCGUUCAAGAACUUCCCGCAGGACAUGGCCCCGGCUAGAGCCUUUGUGGCCCUUCAGCCGGUCAGCGCGGGCGCGUUUGUCGCCAGGGCUGCCGAGGGCGCCGGUGUCGAUCUUGCCAAGGCGCUCCAGGAGUUUGACAAGGGCGUGUGGGCGGCGAUUGUCCUGCGUGCAGGCGACCUUUUCCCACAGAGCUCGGCCGCUCAAGUCAAGAUCCCCACGCUCGUCGCGCAGGUCAAGGGCGACAUGUUCGCCGAUGCUCCGAAGGAUACGCAGGAGAUCUUUGAUGGACUCGGCGCCAGUGAGAAGAAGCUCUACUGA